Molecule: messenger RNA, 408 nt
Organism: Striga asiatica
Lineage: Eukaryota; Viridiplantae; Streptophyta; Magnoliopsida; Lamiales; Orobanchaceae
Source: the annotation of a GenBank genome assembly
AUGACAUCGUUCGUGACUGAGGCCAAUAGAUUGCUCAAGUUUAUGACCGGCGAUGAAGAUCUCGAUUCCCGCCUAAUUUUGUCGACCAUAAUCGAACUACACUCCUCGAACCAUACAUCAGCCUAUCCGGCAUGCUUAGCUUGGGCCUAUUUGAGAAGAUCUCAUCCUGGUUUUUCAUCACCUCACGUGCGGUUAUUGCAGACGAGACCAAAAGCACACGAGCGCGCCCAAAACGAAGCAACAACAGAUCGUGACUGUUAUAACGUCUCGACAGAGAAUGUAAUGAGCGGUGAGGAGAAUUGCCGAGCUGAUGGAGAUUUCCGAUUACCGGAAGCCCUUUUGGAGAUGGCGGCAAGUUUUCCGCUUGCCGGAAGGCGAUCGAGCGCCAUUUUUGAAGUAGGGUUAUGA